This is a messenger RNA of Austrofundulus limnaeus, 1648 nucleotides long. RefSeq names its product ARF like GTPase 6 (gene arl6). Gene Ontology annotation, molecular function: GTPase activity; GTP binding. Bases 237 to 794 code for a protein of 185 amino acids. Lineage: Eukaryota; Metazoa; Chordata; Actinopteri; Cyprinodontiformes; Rivulidae. The transcript is spliced from 8 exons. The record is from RefSeq and is a predicted model, not a curated record.
AUCCGACUGAACUCUAAUGAACAUGGCUAGCAUUUGCUAGCGGCCGGUCUCUUAGCAACAUAUUGUAAAUAACMAAUUUUGUUUGGUGAGUAGCGUGACCUAGCAUCGGAGAAAUGAAUGAAAAACCGAUUUAACACCGAAAGUAAAAUUACCAACUUGAGAAACCGUGACGUGCAACAAGUCAUCGCAGCUCCAAUUCCAGAUAAGAUUCCCAGCUGAUGGUUGUUGGUUAGCCAAUGGGACUGUUUGACAAGCUGGUUGGAUGGCUGGGGUUAAAGAAGGAGGUGAACGUGUUGUGUCUUGGUCUGGACAACAGUGGAAAAACCACCAUAAUCAACAAACUCAAGCCUUCWAAUGCCCAGGUACAAGAUAUCGUUCCAACGAUUGGCUUCAGUGUAGAGAAGUUCAAGACAUCCAGUCUUUCCUUCACAGUCUUUGACAUGUCUGGUCAAGGCAGAUACAGAAACCUUUGGGAGCAUUACUACAAGGAAGGCCAGGCUAUCAUUUUUGUCAUAGACAGUGCAGACAAACUGAGAAUGGUUGUGGCRAAAGAAGAARUGGACACAUUACUAAACCAUCCUGAUAUUAAACAUCGGAGGAUCCCCAUCCUGUUCUUUGCUAACAAGAUGGACGUCAGAGAUUCUCUGUCUUCUGUCAAAGUUUCACAGCUUCUCUGUUUGGAGAACAUCAAAGACAAACCUUGGCACAUCUGUGCCACUGAUGCUCUAAAAGGAGAGGGGUUACAGGAAGGUGUCGACUGGUUACAAGAUCAAAUCAAAACAAUGAGAACAUGAAAGCAUGAUGUGUGACCAGCCCAAAGUGGUUUCUGGAAAGAAGAGUUUACUUGUUUUCAAAGGCACCACUGGACAAAAAUAACCUAAUUUCCCUCUGGGAUCAACAAAGUAUUUUUUUAAUUGAAUUGAAUUGAAAUUCAUUAAGCUGGUAUUUAGAUGAGCUCUGGUUGUUUCUGAGUGAAAAAGUGAUCCGAUUGUGUCACCAGUGAAACAAACAUCCAACAGUUGUACAAAAUAUAUAAGUUGGCAACUUUAGAACUGCUUUUACAGCACAAGCUCUUCAGAUUCAUCUGRAAUUAUUCAUUAAGUUGUACUGAAUAGUAAAGCUGCUGAAGCAAAUUUAAAACUGAGGAGAUUGAAUUUGCUGUGACGAAGAUGCUUGUUUUUAUGAAUAUUCUUGCUUUAAUUGUAAGGUUUUGAACAUGACCACAUUAGCUUCUCCUAAUGUGAGUUUUUAUAGCUGUGUUAGUUUAGUUGGAAACAUAAUCUUUCUGUAAAUGUUUACAUGCAAAGGGACAAAACUAGAUGUUUAUUUUGGUAARGCAAAGCAAAUAAUUUAUAAAUGUAUGAAUUUCAGUCAACUGCCUUUUUCGGUUUAGCAUAAAGAGCUGUUUCAUAGUUGUGUUCACGAGUUUGUGCUGCAGCUAAUUCAGCUUCACUCGUGUUUGAAGAGCUUUUYCACAAUCAUAAGAUCAUCACAAUCGUUAAGACUGAAGCAAAUAAGCAUUUUAGACCUGAGUGGACAUAUAAGAUGCUCUCAUAGAAAUACUUUCUGGCUUUUCUGUAAGAUGUGGUGAAAUAAUUCAUAUCUGAUGUUAGUUUGUCAAAUUUGUUAAUAAAAGAAAAAAAAUGUU